Zootoca vivipara (common lizard) is the source of this 6283-nucleotide messenger RNA. The record is from RefSeq and is a predicted model, not a curated record. NCBI's taxonomy places the organism in Eukaryota, Metazoa, Chordata, Lepidosauria, Squamata, Lacertidae.
GUGUGUGUGUGUGUGUGUGUGUGUGUGUGUGUGUGUGUGUGUUUUCUGAUACUGUUGUUGCAUGUGUGGUCCUGAAGUCAUAGAGUUCAGAAUAAACCUUAGAUCUGAGUCAUUUUGCAUCAAGCAGCCAGUUUGCUUUAUACAAAUAUGCACUUCCCUCUCACCAGCUUUUGGGAAUAGCUUAAUAGUCCAGAGGUGGAUCCAUUCCAGUUAAAGUAAGCCAAGAUUUUGUGGGUGGGGAAGGUGGAGGGAGAGGAAACAAUAAGACUUUAGUCUGAGCAAAUGCUCAUGUGAAUUGGGAAAGGAAGACUGAGGAAUUUUUGAUGCCCAGCAAGGACCCAAAGGGGAGUGGUUUCCUGCAGACUUCUCACAGGUAUGAUAAGGUUACAAACAGGGAAAAUUAUUUGUAGUGUCUGGUGUCUUUUAAUGCAUGCAGUUUCUGUGAAAGAAAUUUCUUUCCCAUUUAAAUUGGCAUGGUCUCUGGAAGUGCUGCUGUGACUGUGGCUCACAAAUCACGUUACGUUACAGAGAAAACGUAGCUCUCCCAUGGAAAAAACGACAACGUGGAGAUAGUGCUUGCUGCUGAUUACGGUAUCCCAAAGAAAAAGUGGCAGAAAGAGGAUAGGAGGGAAAUGUGUCACUAAGGGGAAUCCCAAGUUGCCCGAAGUCUCACAUAAUAAAGACCUGUCAGUAUACUGAAAACCCAAAGAAAGGGAUGGGAGGAAUGAAUGAAUGAAUGACAUCUGUUCCCCUUUUAAAAUUCAAAAACAACAGAGAAAAUAUUGUGACACCUUAAAAACUAGCAAGAAUAUUAUUUCAUUCAGGCAACCCACGUUGGGUAGCCACCGAAAUGUAGAAUCCAGGAUUUGUCAGGCAAAAAUGUCAAACAGUUCAGGUGGCAGGACUGUCGAGAAAACACAAUCUUUGAAACCCUUUGCUCUCUCCACCUCAUGUAUACCGAUUGCUGCUCCCUCCCCUUUUCCUUGUUAUUCCUAUGAGUUGUGCUGAUAAAAAGUGACUGGAAGCUUAAUCUUUGUCCAAGCCACUGAAUACAUACAGCUAUUAAUUUCUCCCUCCUCUUCUGCCUCCUGCCCCCUCUUCCACUCUCUUCUCUUACAUUUUCCCAUAUGGUGACUUUGGAAAAUUCCUCUCUGCAUAGGAAAGGACAGGAAAUUCUCUUUGGGAGAGAGAGUUGCCUAUUCCUCUCCCCCCCCCUCUCCCUUUCUAGUUCUGCUGAUCACAUCUGGAAAGGAUCUGACUUGGGAAAGGGGGAAAGUGUUCGGCUCUUCGAGUGUGUAAUUGACAUGGCAUGAGCAAGCGAAGCCUUGGGGGGGCAACAACAGAAACGCUUUUCUCCAGACACUCACCACUACCAGCUAAACAGAGUGGAAAUGUACUUAAAGUUCAGAUCCCUGUUCCCUGUGCUAUGGCUCUUGGCACUUAGCUCCAGCAGGAUUCAAGCUCGGAAGAAUGCAGACAGCAACGAGUUCCCAGAAGAUUCAUCAGAACUAAUCGACCCAGAACGUAAUUCUUUGGCUCCAGAUUGUCCUAAAAAAUGCACUUGCAAUCCAGAAGGAAUUGUGGAUUGUGGAGGGUUUUCACUGAAAGAAUUUCCCAUAGAUGUACCAGAAUUGACAAGUCACCUUUCCUUACAGAACAAUCAGAUAGAAGAAAUCUUUCCAGAGGAGCUGGCACGUCUUUACAGGCUAGAAACACUCAACUUGCAAAAUAAUAGACUCACUUCUAAAGGACUUCCAGAAGAAGUGUUUGACCAGCUGGAGAACUUGAAUUACCUGUAUCUUGCCAAUAAUCAGCUCACGGCGGCUCCAAAAUGCCUCCCGAGGACCUUGAUCAGUGCUGAUUUUGCAGCCAAUAAUCUUACUAAGAUUUAUGAGCUCACAUUCGGACAGAAGCCAAACCUGAGGUCAGUGUACCUUCACAACAAUAAACUUGAAGAUGCCGGGUUACCAGAAAGCAUGUUCAAUGGUUCUGAUAAUGUGGAGGUCUUGAUCAUGUCCAGCAAUUUCUUAAAAUACGUUCCAAAGAAUUUACCAUCAGCACUGUAUAAACUGCAUCUAAAGAACAACAAAUUGGAGAAGAUUCCUAAAGGAGCUUUUAGCGAGCUCUCAGGACUUCGAGAGCUGUAUUUGCAGAACAACAAACUGACAAAUGAGGGCAUGGACAAUGAAACCUUUUGGAAACUUUCGAGCCUUGAGUACCUGGAUUUGUCCAGCAAUAACCUUUCCCAGAUCCCAAGUGGCUUACCUCGAAACAUCGUCCUUCUCCACCUAGAGAAGAAUGCAAUUAAUUCAAUAGGCAGGGAUGUCUUGACCCAGAUCAAGAACCUGGAAUACCUUCUGCUUCACAAUAACAAGUUGAAGGCCCGGGGGAUCCACCCUCAGGCUUUCCAUGGCCUGAAGAAGUUACACACAGUCCACUUGUACAACAACCAGCUGGAAAAGAUCCCCAGUGGGCUGCCCAGACGGGUUAAAACUCUUAUGAUUCUUCACAACCAGAUAUCAGAAAUUAGCAGAAAUGAUUUUGCUACCACUUAUUUUAUGGAGGAGCUAAACCUUAGUUACAAUAAGAUCACCAGCUCACAGAUUCAUCGGGAGGCUUUCCGUAAGCUGAGGCUACUGAAAUCCUUGGAUCUUUCAGGCAAUAAUCUCAAUACCAUGCCUUAUGGCUUCCCAAAGAACCUGCUAAGCCUGAAGUUGAAAGUGAACGAGAUCAGCUCUAUUCCCAGGCACACGUUAUCUGGGAUGUCAAAGCUGCAGGAGCUGUAUUUGAGCAACAACAAAUUGAAAGUCGGUUCAAUAUACAGUGGGUCGUGGCAGGAUCUCACCAGUCUCAAGACAUUAGACAUGGCUGGCAAUCAGCUGGCUUCUAUUCCAUCUGAUUUGCCAGAAUCUCUAGAGUAUCUGUACCUCCAGAACAACAAGAUUACCACAGUGCCAGAAGAUGCCUUUGAAUCCACACCCAACAUAAAGGGCAUUUAUCUCAGGUUUAACAAGAUUGCCUUCAAUGCAGUAAAAGAAAGCACAUUCCAGAGGCUGAAACAUCUACAGGUGUUGGACAUAGAAGGAAACUUUGAAUUCAGCGAUCCUUUGAAGAAUAGGAACCAUUCGGAUGAGGAAAUGGAAGAGGAGGAGGAAGAGGAAGAACAGGAGGUGGAAGAGUAAUGAAGAUAAACUUCGAUUGAACCAAGUGUAUCACAUGGAACUCCUUCAGCAAAGCGGCAUGCAUUCCUGUGUUUAUGUAUCUAUAUAUAUCUGUAUCUCCAUAGAUAUACAGAGAGCACUUAGCAAACAGUGCAACGAAUUUCAUGCAGGCGGUUGGCUCAUGUGAUGAUGCUUGGCCAGGCCAGUUGAAGAGAGUCUGCUAAUGUUGUGGGGGAGACCCCUAAGUGCCACCCCAUAUCUUAUACUUCAUCUUGUCCAAGUACUUUCUGGAUCAUCAGGGAUUCUGGGGGAAUUUUCAAAAGCUGGCUUUUGUUCCCCUUCUUUCACUUCUCUCACAGUUUUCCUAUGCUAAUGAAAGCGAAACUCUUUAGAGCAAGUUCCCUCAAACAGUGUUUCUGUGUCACUGCGUUUCAAUGAACCACUGCGCUCAAUGAUGGGAGAAGGGAGAGUAUCCCGUGUGGUUUUGUUUUGUAGAGCAACUUGAGGCAUCUGAGAACCAUCAGAUGGCAAGAAGACUGACUUACCACACUGGACAUAUCUGUCCCCCUUUUUUGGUUCAGUUCAGUAUGUAUAUUUGGAUUAAGAAAGAAAUCCUAUUACGGCUGGAUCCCAUAUAUAAUUUAUCCCCAUUCCCAAAGCCUGCAAUAUGCACCCACCUUUAUGAAGGUUUAAAAUAUCAAAUUAUUCUGUUUUGUGAAAAUUAAAAUAUAUUUUUGCCUUUGAGAGAUUUGUCGAAGUUCCUUUGUGUGUGUGUGAGGGGUGUGUGUGCAGGGUGGUUGCUAAUAUCCCUUGGACAAAGGAAAUCAUAUGGACUUAUGAAGUUGGUCCAUCUAACUUGGUACUGCCCAGUCUAUUGGUCUUCAAUUAGUGGGUUGGGACCCACCACUGGAUUACAGUUUGACCUAAGGUGGGUCACAACAACACUGUACAAAAAUAGAAUAAAAAGAAGUGGAUCCCCAAGUACAUUUUUGGAAUGUACCUCUCCCUAAUUUUUCUUUAAGAAAUAUUGUCUUUGAUGCCUCUUCUCAUUUGGGUUCUCAGCUUCCACACGUGGGCACACGUGAGAAACAGUGUUUGUUGACAAAUCAUGUCUUAUUCAGCUUGUUCAGGCUGUCUAACAAAUGGGUAGAUCCACACCAUACAUGCAGAGCACAUUCAAAGCACAUGACUUGCCCCAUAGAAUCCUGGGAACUGUGAUUUCUCCUUCACCAGGCAACAGUUCCCAGCAGCCUUAAGAGAACUACAGGAUCCUUUGGGGAAAGUCAAUUGGUCUAAAUGUGUGUUGAAUGUGCAUGUGACUAUAACUGUGGAAAUCUGAUUUUACAGUGGAGAGUUGUUUCUUUUUACUGCUCACAACCUUAUUUGAAGUUCCUGUGCACAAUUUCAUAUACUGUAUAUAUACACUGUAUAUUGAUGUCUCCCCUCCUUUCUUCCCAAACACAGUUUAGCUUUUUACAUCUCUGGACAAGUGGAUAAGCAGCACUGUUUCUGUUGGGGCUUAGCAAAGAGCUUGGAACAAGAGAAGCAUUUGAAAUCCAGAAAGAGAGGUUUCUAAUUGUAGACCAGCAGGGAAAACACCUGAUAAAAAUCUGUGCCAACCAACCUUGCCAAGAAAUCUUGACUUUAGGAUGGCCAGCUACUUCCUUCCCAACCUGGGCCUCUCCAAAUGAUCAUGUUAUUGCACAAUGCAAAUGCAGCUGUUACUCAAUUGACCAAAGGAUCUGGGGCAAAGACGAGAUUGAGAGAGAGAGAGACACCCAGAUAUCUUUAAUUAAGGCAGGGUCGCCUCAUGUUUCUUAACCCUUUAACUGUAAUAUUUUCUUUAGGAAAUGUAAUAUCUGCUUGCAACUAGAGAGCCACUUGCAAUCUGAAGGGCAGGGUAGAAUGUGGGUGCCAAGUGUCAUUUUGAUGAGUUUUGGUGAUACCACCAGUGCACUAUUUCAAAAUUUUGAUGCACAUGGUCACAGAUUAUGGGAGUUGUAGCCCAAAACAUCUGGAGGACAGCAUGUUAGCUGCUCCUGUGCUAUAUUCCAGCUCGGUAGUAAAAAUCCCACUGCUUUUUCCUUAAAUUCACCAAAAAGUUCACUGUCUGUGUAAGUGUGUGUGUUUGUUUAGACUUUGGACUCCAGGCAACCUCUUUAUUGAGCAUUCAACCUGAUUUGUUUGCACAAUGCUUACCUAUGUGGUAGUGGUUAGACUCUAUUGAGGACUGGUUUUGAUUUGUUUCUCAGGACAGUCAUUCAUCCAGCAUCCAUCCAGAUCUGCAGGGUGUGUUCACCUCUCUCUCCCUGAAACAAGGCCUGAAGCCAGCUUGACAUGGGUCCUCUGUGGUGUCAUAGUAACCUUACUCCUGUUAUGAAUCCAGGCCUCUGUUUUCCUCCCCAUUCUAAGCUUCAGUGCCUAGCAGCUAUGGAAGAGUACCCUGGGUAGAAGGCAGACAUCACAGUGUACUAGGCUGGCUGGCUAGCUGGCUUCCUAUGCUCCCUGGAGCUAGCCACCUGACUUACUGCUACCACUAGCCCAAUAGUUCUCUCCUCUGAGCAGUCCUCCACCUCCCUUGCAAUCACGCCAGAUACUAGCAACUGGAGUAGUGCAUUAGGCAGGUGUGUGUGUCUCUGUGUGUGCAAACAGUUUUAUGAGAGAGUAUUUUUUUUUGGUAUGAAAGAGUUUGUGUGUGCAUACAGCAAGUAAAUAUUUUCCAGGGGCUUAAUUCCUUGAAAUUAUGCCAUGUUGUGAUGACUUGUAUUCUGUGGUUACAUUGGUUCACUUUUGCUUUGCAUUGGUUUUGAAAUCUCUACAAUAGGUUCACUGUCCUUUGCACACAAGAAAUGCUUAGCCUACGUGUUUCUCAUGUGUAAAAAGAGUAAAUAUUAUUGUUGACAUCAGAUGUCAAAGAGAAAAACAGCUACCAGAUUUUUAGAAGACUUUCUGAAGGCAGCCCUGUAUAGGGAUGCUUUUAAUGUUUAAUCGAUUAUUUUAUUUUUCUGUUGGAAGCUGCCCAAAGUGGCUGGGGAAACCAGCCAGAUGGGCGGGAUAUAAACAAUAAAUUAUUAUUAUUAUUAUUAUUAUUAUUAUUAUUAUUAUUAUUAUUUAGAUUACAU